This is a messenger RNA of Meloidogyne enterolobii, 270 nucleotides long. NCBI's taxonomy places the organism in Eukaryota, Metazoa, Nematoda, Chromadorea, Rhabditida, Meloidogynidae. The record is from the annotation of a GenBank genome assembly.
AUGAAAUCUUCGCCUCAACAAAACAAGAAUCAAUAUUUUCAUCAUCAACCUUACUCAGCCUAUCUUCCUUUAAUGAAUUUUCCCACGAACAACCAUCAACUAGGGCAAAUAUACAUUCAAAAUUAUGGCGUCCCAAAUCUCUUCUUUGGUUGCCCUUCUACAUUUUCCCAGCAAAUGAUGUACCCCAACCAAUUUAAUCCAUCACAAUCAGUUCAGCCUAAUUACCAAAAUGCUAAUUUAAUUUCUGAAGAUACGACACAGCUAACAUAG